UGGACCACAUGUAUAUAUUCCCAGGCUGUACAGUAGCGAACUCUAUUCUCAUUUUAGGUUCCAAAAAAGUUAAACAGCGUGAUGAUGGUGAAACCACGCAAGUGACCGGUCCUUAUCCCGAAGAUGUCUUCAGCUGCGACGCCCGACAGCUUUAUAAAAUGGUACGUCGUUUAAUUCCACUGAAAGCUGAGACGAUCAAGGUAGCCGACAGGAAGAUGAUUAGGGAAACAGCGGACGAGCUAAUGGAACGGCUCGUCCAGAUAACCGGGAUAGUUAAAGAACUGCGACAUAACCUGAAAUUGAAGGACCAAAAAAUCGAGGAAGUACAAAAGGCGAAAAACGUAAGUAUCCCGAUUUUUUCUUACGCGGAAAGAGUGAAAGCAGCGCAAAUAAUGUUAGUUUUACCCCAAAACCGAAAAAAUUAACGAAUCUUUCCAUACGGUACGCUUCCAG
Molecule: messenger RNA, 453 nt
Organism: Agrilus planipennis (emerald ash borer)
Lineage: Eukaryota; Metazoa; Arthropoda; Insecta; Coleoptera; Buprestidae
Exons: 2
Coding region: 9-425 (138 amino acids)
Source: RefSeq, a predicted model, not a curated record